Molecule: messenger RNA, 3679 nt
Organism: Mustela lutreola (European mink)
Lineage: Eukaryota; Metazoa; Chordata; Mammalia; Carnivora; Mustelidae
Gene: FAM151B
Product: family with sequence similarity 151 member B
Exons: 6
Coding region: 112-942 (276 amino acids)
Source: RefSeq, a predicted model, not a curated record
CUUUGUGUGUCGUUUGUUGAGUCGGGUUUCCAGGGUUUCCACGCCACCUGUGAAGGUCAACCGCGGUGGCCCACAGCUCCGCGCCUCUGCGGACUGCGGUUGGCCGUCGCCAUGACAGCGACCGCUGGGGGCCCCGGAUCUUGGAGUGAAAAUGUACUAGAAUAUUUUCUGAGAAAUAACCUGAUCACAACAGAAGAUGGCGCUGAGAUCGUCUGGUAUCAUGCAGCUAACCAUAAGGCACAACUGAAUGAGGCACUGAAAAGUACUGCUCACAUGAUAGAGGCUGAUGUCCUCCUUCCGAGUGAUGGGUCAGAAUAUAGCCAACCAAUCAUGGCCCAUCCUCCUGAAACAAAUAGUGAUAAUACUUUACAGGAAUGGCUGACUGCAGUUAUAAAAAGCAAUAAAGGCAUCAAGCUGGAUUUCAAGAGUCUGGCAGCUGUGGAACCAUCCAUGAUGCUCCUGGAAAAUGUGAAGAGGCAUCUGAAACGUCCUGUGUGGAUUAAUGCUGAUAUUCUUCCUGGUCCAAAUGGAAAUAGCAGGGUAGUAGAUGCAAAACCUUUUAUAGACACGGUGACAUCCUUCUUUCCAGAUGUGACAUUUUCUCUGGGUUGGACAACAGGAUGGCAUCCUGAGAAAGUCAAUGAAGGUUACAGUUGGACAAUGGUAAAAGAAAUGGAGUAUAUAUGUAAGGAGCUAAAUCAGCCUGUAACAUUUCCUGUCAGAGCAGCUUUAGUCAGGCAGUCUUGUUCUCAGUUACUUUGGCUGUUAAAGAAAUCAAACAGGUACAGCCUGACUAUUUGGACUGGAAAAAAUGAUAACUAUUCCAUUGAAGAUUUGCUUUGCAUUAGAGACCAUUUUGACAAAAAACAAGUUUUCUAUGAUAUCUUGGAACCACAAAACCAUGAAUUUAAACAAGCCAUUGGAGUCAAAGUUAAUCUCUAAGAAGAUUCUUCUAAAUUAUUUCAUGUUUUGGUUUCAUAACCCUCUGCUUUGGUCUGAAUUAAUUACCAUAUAAAUUGUGAUGAUGAUAUGCUCUAAUUCAUCUAAUCAAAAAACACUUAGUGCUUAUUUUAUUAGGCUUAUAUCCUUAUGAUACUGUAUGUAUUUAAAAGAUUUAGAAAGAAAAGAUUUCAGUGGGCCUGGUCUAAUAAUAAUUUAGGACAAUUAUGUUUUAAACCCCUUUAUAAAAUGUAAUUUUGAUAUAUUGAAGGUAAUUGAAAGAAUUUACAUGUCAUAACCUAUAAUCAUAUUCCAUGCAAUACAGGUAUAAAUCACAUUUUGGUUGUCCUUGCAUUACAGAGAUUCUACUAAUUUAUGGUACCUUCUUUCUUUUUUCCUGAAAAACUGAUUAUUUCCAAGACUAAGGAAGAGUAAGAGGGCUUUAAAAAUGUUCUAAUUUUCACAGAGGUGAGCAGCUUUGUCGUAACAGAAUAAAAUCCAUUUACUGAAAACAAUAUAGAUUAAAUUAGAUGGAUCUAGAAUUUCCAUAUUGUUGAGAGCAUGCUGACAACUAUAUAUGUUUUUUUAUAUUCUUUGUUUCAAUUGUAGUAUUUUAUCUGUAGUAAGUACAAUACUACUGAAGAGCAGAAUUUUAAUCCUAGUAACAUAACAUUUGAUUUUCAAGUUUAUCACCAGGACCACCUUAGUUCAGGCCCUUGUUUUACUGCGAGAAUUUUAAAAAGUUCUUCAUGACUUCAUUGUUCACAUUCUACUCAGAAAUAUGCUGAGUAUUUCUGCUGAAGAAAACUUUUGUAAGCACCUCUUGCCAGAUCAGAAAGCUCCAAGGGUCUCUUAAAUGUCACUUUAUUAAGUUUAACUCUUUCAAGAUCUUUCAUAAUGUAGUCCACUCUAAACAUUACUUCAGUGACCUUCAGCAUGGUCAUCAUUUCAAAAAUGCCUGCAAUAACAAUGUCCUCCAGAUCUUACUUUAACAGUUAAUUUUAACUAUUUGAUAUUAUUCACUAAUUAUGUCAUACAUGUUAGUUUUAUCUGCUCAGCUAGGUUAUAUAAAGUCCUUCAGGGUAAGUGAACGUUCUUAACUGUCCUUUAUGGUGUGUGCCAUAAUAUUAAGCAAGGUACUCAGAAAAACACGUUACUUCUUUCAUUAUUGAAAAGAAACUUACCAAUGAAUGUCCUAAGAUACAUAAUUUGUCUUUGUUUAUCAACUUUUUCUCCCAGAGAAUAGUAGUGUAUAGAGAAAAGAGCUUGGGUUUUGAAUUCAGAUAAACCUCCCUUUCAACCCCACUUCUUAACCUUCCUAGCUAUAGAUUUUGGGAAAUAUUUAACCCCACUGAGUCUUGGCUUCCUUACCUAAAAAAUGGAGGGAAAAUGAGGAUUCUUUUGAAGAGUUGUUACGAAGAUUGAGAUUCACGGAAUAGAGGCAUCUAGCUCAAUGCUUAAUACACAGAAGGUACUCAACAAAGUCAGUUCCCUUCUUCUAGACCUGUCAUGUGAUCAUGUCCAUUGUAGAUAGAGAAGUAAGGGGUGUAACAUGAAACACUAUAGACAUAUAUUUAAAGAAGACAAUUAUAUUUCCACUUAAAAUUUUAGCUCCACUAAAUGCAGUGCUAUUUAUCAAAUAACACCUAAAACUUCACUUUCUAUGGUUGUUUGCCAAAAGGAAAAAUGCAAUUUUAUAAUUAUAAAAUUUUAACAAUAGCAACAAAGAAUAACUCUUAAAAUUAUAGUAAAAAUUAAUGUUUACUUUAUGAAUUUUCUAAAAUUACCACUCUUUAUAUUAUAGAGUUGAAUUUAUGAAUAAACUGCCUUUUAAUGAAGUUUUAAAUAAAACUAAUUUGUCCAGAAGAUUACUUUUGCUACCUGAUUGUCUGGCCCUUGAUAAUACACACACACAUAUAUAUUUGUGUGUAUGUAUGUAUGUAUAUACACACACACACACACACACACACACACAUAUAUUUUAGAGGGAGGUAGAGGUGCAGAAGGAGAGGAAGAGAGAGAGACUUCUUUUUUUUAAGAUUUUAUUUAUUUAUUUGACAGAGAUCACAAGUAGGAAGAGAAGCAGGCAGAGAGGAGGAAGCAGGCUCCCUGCUGAGCAUAGUGCCUGAUGCGGGGCUCGAUAUCAAGACCCUGGGAUCAUAACCUGAGCUCAAGGCAGAGGCUUUAACCCACUGAGCCACCCAGGUACCCCAAGAGAGAGACUUUUAAGCAGGCUGUAUGCCUAGUGUGGAGCCAGACACAGGGCUCAAUCUCAUGACCGUGAAAUCACAAACUGAGAUGAAAUCAAGAGUCAAAUGCUUAGCCAACUGAGUCAUCCAGGGAACACAUGACCCUUGAUAAUAUUUUUUAAAAUACUAAUCUUUAGGAAAAAUGCUUUUAUAUUAAGAAAUUUAUCAGCUGAUUAUUACUUAGGUUAAGAUUUAAAGGUGUAUUUUAAAUCAUUCUUGGGUUGGGGCGCCUAGGUGGCUCAGUGGGUUAAGGCCUCUGCCUUUGGCUCGGGUCAUGAUUCCAGGAUCCUGGGAUCGAGCCCCACAUCGGGCUCUCUGCUCUGUGGGGAGCCUGCUUCCCCCUCCCCUCUCUGUCUGCCUCUCUGCCUACUUGUGAUCUCUGUCUGUCAAAUGAAUAAAUAAAAACUUAAAAAAAAGUCAUUCUUGGGAACAAAAAUAUAUAAGGGAAUUGUAAAAUGUAUUCUAAUGAAAAAUAAAUUUUUAAUGGAUAA